AUGGACUUCUACCUUCGAUGCAAUGCUCUAAAAUGUCGCUCCCAGUUGAAGGAGCAAGCAGUCGUCACCACCUGUUCGCACAUAUUUUGUCUUCCCUGCGCAGAUACUCUCGGUCUCUCACGUCCCACCCAUGGCGAACGUCGCUGUCCAGCUUGCCAAACCGUCCUCGUGAAUCCAGACGACGCCGCAUCGACAGUUCUCAAUCCCUCUGAAGACUAUAAAACCAGUGUACUGAGUGGACUAGAUCCGAACACGAUUAUGGAAUGCGCUAGUCGAGCAUUAGUAUUCUGGGCUUAUCAGACCACGCAGGAGAUGUGCGUAUUGCUGAGCUUUUCCAUAGACUUCUGCGUCGAUUUCCUCACAGGAGACAGAUUCUACCAAGAGUAUCUUGGGAAGUCACUUACGGAGAAAUACUCCACGCUGAAUACACACAUGGACAGGGUGAUUCAUAAUGCAAAUACGGAGAUAUCGGCUCUUCAGGCUAAAUUGAACGACAUGCAAGCAACAGAAGAGCAGCUUCGCAAAAAGAACCAGGAGCUUGUCGAUCUAUACCGAGAAAAGUGCAAGAAGUUCGCUCAGAUCACCAAUCUGUACAACCUGCUCAAGUCCCGGGCUAUGAGGUCGCAAAUGAAGACCGCUGCAUCGGACACUGUCUCGCGGACUUUGAAUUCACUCGGCAACUCGGGAAACGAGCCCUCAGUAUCAGGUAUGAGCAGACCAAUGGGUGUCUCGCGGCCGCCACAAACUCCGACGUCGCGUCAAGGCAAUCCGCAUCCUGUCAACCUGGAAGGGGUGGAACAGCUACACCGGCAUCAGCGAAGCGGAACUGGGAGCUCAAAAGGCGCAAAGCAAAAGGUUGAUGCCGCAGUGAUGCCACCACCCACUGUGCCAGUGAACUUGAGAAACCGAAGUAUCCCCAAUGCAACUCCACAACAACGAACUCGUCUCCCAGGCCCUAUGCGUCCGUCGACUGGCAUGUCAAGCUUACCGCAGGACAGCGCCAUGUUCGAGCGAUUUCAUGACAACAAUAUGCCAGGUCAGUACUUGAACAGUGGCAACGCCUCGCUCAGUCGAGAUAGUCUGGGUUUCCAGAGGCCCGGCCCUGGGACGGCAAAUGGAGCGGGAAACGGCUCUUCUGUUUUGAGGUCUUCGUUAUUUCAGAACACCAUUAUAUAA
Messenger RNA from Aspergillus lentulus, 1176 nucleotides. RefSeq names its product RING finger protein. Gene Ontology annotation, cellular component: synaptonemal complex. Gene Ontology annotation, biological process: reciprocal meiotic recombination. Gene Ontology annotation, molecular function: ubiquitin protein ligase activity. The record is from RefSeq and is a predicted model, not a curated record. NCBI's taxonomy places the organism in Eukaryota, Fungi, Ascomycota, Eurotiomycetes, Eurotiales, Aspergillaceae.